Molecule: messenger RNA, 7298 nt
Organism: Jaculus jaculus (lesser Egyptian jerboa)
Lineage: Eukaryota; Metazoa; Chordata; Mammalia; Rodentia; Dipodidae
Gene: Loxl4
Product: lysyl oxidase like 4
Exons: 15
Coding region: 117-2393 (758 amino acids)
Biological process (GO): peptidyl-lysine oxidation
Cellular component (GO): membrane
Molecular function (GO): copper ion binding; protein-lysine 6-oxidase activity
Source: RefSeq, a predicted model, not a curated record
GAGGAUAAAAGGCCCCCCGGGACACCCCGGGAGGCCCGUUAACGCCGCUCGCUCGGCCCACGGCGCCCAGCCCAGCCUUGACCGUCCGGGAUCCAGCGGAUACCCUGGAAGUCACCAUGAUGUGGUCCUCACCAACCACCCUCUCCUUGUUCCUGCUUCUGCUCCUGGGCCAGGUUCCUCCCAGCAGGCCACAGUCACCUGGCACCAAGACCAUCCGGCUGGUGGGCCCAGGAAACAAGCCAGAAGAGGGCCGCCUGGAGGUGCUGCACCAGGGCCAGUGGGGCACCGUGUGUGAUGACAACUUUGCUCUCCAGGAGGCCACAGUGGCCUGUCGCCAACUGGGCUUUGAGUCUGCCUUGACGUGGGCACACAGUGCCAAGUAUGGCCAAGGGGUGGGACCCAUCUGGUUAGACAAUGUGCGCUGUGUGGGCACCGAGAGCACCCUGGACCAGUGUGAGUCUAACGGUUGGGGCGUCAGUGACUGCAGCCACUCGGAAGAUGUUGGAGUGGUGUGCCACCCCCAGCGCCAGCAUGGCUACCUCUCUGAAAAGGUCUCCAAUGCCCUUGGGCCCCAGGGCCGGCGGCUGGAGGAGGUCAGGCUCAAGCCCAUCCUCGCCAGUGCCAAGCGGCACAGCCCUGUGACAGAGGGGGCUGUGGAGGUGCGCUACGAGGGCCACUGGCGGCAGGUGUGUGACCAGGGCUGGACCAUGAACAACAGCAGGGUGCUGUGCGGGAUGCUGGGCUUCCCCAGCCAGGUGCCUGUCAACAGCUACUACUACAGGAAAGUGUGGAACUUGAAGAUGAAGGAUCCCAAAUCUAGGCUGAAUAGUCUGACAAAUAAGAAUUCCUUCUGGAUUCACCGGGUCAGCUGUCUGGGGACAGAGCCUCACCUGGCCAAGUGCCAGGUCCAGGUGGCUCCAGGACGGGGCAAGCUGCGGCCAGCCUGCCCAGGUGGCAUGCAUGCUGUGGUCAGCUGUGUGGCAGGGCCCCACUUUCACCCACAGAAGCCAAAGCCCCGGCGCAAGGAGUCCCGGGCAGAGCAGGAACUGAAGGUGCGCCUGCGCUCCGGGGCCCAGGUGGGAGAGGGUCGCGUGGAGGUGCUCGUGAACCGCCAGUGGGGCACAGUGUGUGACCGCGCGUGGAACCUCGCGUCGGCCAGCGUUGUAUGCCGUCAGCUUGGCUUCGGCUCUGCGCGGGAGGCCCUCUUCGGGGCCCAGUUGGGCCAAGGGCUAGGGCCCAUCCACCUGAGUGAGGUGCGCUGCAGGGGCUAUGAGCGGACCCUCGGUGAUUGCCCCGCGCUUGAAGGCUCGCAGAAUGGUUGUCAACAUACAAACGAUGCAGCCGUCAGGUGCAACAUCCCCGAUAUGGGCUUCCAAAAUCAGGUGCGCUUGGCUGGUGGGCGCAAUGCUGAGGAGGGUGUGGUGGAGGUGCAGGUGGAGGUGAAUGGGGUCCCACGCUGGGGGACUGUGUGCAGCGAUCACUGGGGGCUCACCGAAGCCAUGGUGGCCUGCCGACAACUUGGCCUGGGUUUUGCCAACUUCGCCAUCAAGGACACAUGGUACUGGCAGGGGACACCUGAAGCCAAAGAAGUGGUGAUGAGCGGGGUGCGCUGCUUAGGCACGGAGCUGGCCCUGCAGCAGUGUCAGAGGCACGGGCCUGUGCAUUGCUCCCAUGGCUCGGGGCGCUUCUCCGCCGGAGUUGCCUGCAUGAACAGUGCUCCAGACCUCGUGAUGAAUGCGCAACUGGUGCAGGAGACAGCCUACCUGGAGGACCGCCCCCUCAGCCUGCUGUACUGCGCCCACGAAGAGAACUGCCUCUCCCAGUCCGCCAACCACAUGGACUGGCCAUAUGGACACCGGCGCUUGUUGCGCUUCUCCUCACAGAUCUACAACCUGGGCCGGGCCGACUUUCGUCCCAAGGCUGGGCGCCACAGCUGGAUUUGGCACCAGUGCCACAGGCACUACCACAGCAUUGAAGUCUUCACACACUACGACCUGCUCACGCUCAAUGGCUCCAAAGUGGCUGAGGGACACAAGGCCAGCUUCUGUCUAGAAGAUACAAACUGCCCCACAGGACUGCAGCGGCGCUAUGCGUGUGCCAACUUUGGGGAGCAGGGGGUGACUGUAGGCUGCUGGGACACCUACAGGCAUGAUAUUGAUUGCCAAUGGGUGGAUAUCACAGAUGUGGGUCCAGGGGACUACAUCUUCCAGGUGGUUGUGAACCCCACAAAUGACGUGGCAGAGUCAGAUUUCUCCAACAACAUGAUGCGCUGCCGCUGCAAGUAUGACGGGCAGCGGGUCUGGCUGCACAACUGCCAUACAGGAGAUGCAUACCGAGCCAAUACAGAGCUCUCCCUGGAGCAGGAACAGCGACUCAGGAACAACCUCAUCUAAAGUCAUUACUGCAUACUCCCAGCUCUGCUCACAAACCAGAUACCUCAGCUUACUGGAGCCAUGCCCUUCACAGAGCCCUGACUCAAGAGGAAAAGGGGUCAAUGUGCCAAGGGGCACCAAGAACCUGCUCAGGAAGCCUUUUGAUGGCAAGAUCACCACACCAUAAUGGUAGUGCUCGCUCAGGAUGGCUCUAGGCCUCUCCAGAGGGCCUGUGGCCUGUAGAACAUGGCCUCUAGGCUCUGGUCAGCUAAGCCUCCUCUUCCAUAAGGAGUCACAAUCCUUCCUGAAACUUGUUGCAAAAUUCCCAGCUGCAGGAGAUCUCAGUUCCUUAGGGAUAAACUGUGGCCCAGACCCUCAGUUCCUUAGGGAUAAACUGUGGCCCAGGCCCACAUCUAGCUGGUGCUUUGCAAAUGUCUUGGAGGAACAGAAGACAGAUGACCAAAGUACACAGAAGUGGAGUUGGCUCUCUGCUAGGAGCAAAAUGUGAUACAACUGUGUCAGUCACACCUGGCAAAGAAGUUGGUGAAUGAGGUCCCUCACUUCAUCCACAUUUAGAACUCACCUCUUAGCUGGUGACUAUACCUUUGUCCAACCACACAUGUGAGGUUUUUAAUAUCCUUUACACUCAGACUUCAGGCAUCCCAUCAUUUCCUGAUGGGUCAAGACCCCUACUUACUGAGGCUUGAUGAAGGGCAAGUUUCACAGAAGUGGCAAGGCAGGGCCUUCCCUGCAGAGCAGUAAGAGUUCAAGAAGAAAGACUACUGUGGUCAUACAGACUCAGCCUUUGUCAGUCCUCUGUCAAGGGAAACAAAUGUCUUAUACCUGCUAAGCAAUCCAGUUAAGAUUAUCACAUAUGUCAGGAUUGGCUUAAAUUUCAAGUCUUAACUAAGCCAACUUUACCUUAAAAUGUUUGUAAAGGAAAGAACAUAGGUCAAACAAGCCACUUUCUAUAGGAAUAACAAGACUUGUCUGAUAGGGUAAGGGACAAAAGACUUUGGGGGAAAGAAGAAUGGAGAAUUUAAUUUAGGUAAGGGGGAAAGGUCCCCUUCUUGUGUGAUGUGGCUACACUGUGCUCUUGCUCAGGUGGUAUAAAAUCCCAGUGUCUUCUUGGACAUGACUUGACCUUUUCUCCACUGACACACAAAGGGAUGAUCCUUAUCAUAGGUGUGACACCCUAAUACCAAUAAAGGUUGCUCAUUAUGGACUGCUACAAAGGCCACACUAGCUGUGAUUAUGUAGUUUCCAGCACGCAAACUCUCCCCCUUUUUCCUCCCAUUGAGCUGGGAUGAGGAUACAUGCACAGGGGACACUGACUACUCAUGACAGUCCUACCCCAGUAUGUUUCUCUAGUCGGGUAUUAGCCUACCUUCUGCUUCUCAGUCGUGCCUCGUGCCCAGGCUCAAUGCUAAAGACAAAGGUUAGAAAGGUAAAAAGGUGGAAGGUAGGAGUGAGAAGGUACAAUCCAAGGCCCGUAAACUUUAAUAACAGAGGUGCAAAACCAAAAAAAAAAAAAAAAAAAAAAAAAAAGGUAGCAGACAGCAGAUUUACAAUGCUCUGCUCCCCACAACAUAAGAGCUACUCCCUGUAUAGGGAGUCAAAAGGGACAUGACCUAAGGUAUGCUCUGUGACCACGAAGUAGUGCUUUCCUCCUCCCUCUGCUCUACUAGUCUCCUUUAUCCAUUCUCUGAUCUGCUUCAUCAGGCAGAGGGAGCCUAUUUUGGCCUGGCAGUUUAGGUAAACAAGGGAAGGACUGAUUUCCUGCUGGACCCAGCAAACAUCUCCCAAACAGUAACAACAUUAUAUUCACACAUGUAGCUAAUGGUCUGUGAAGGAAUGUGCAGCUAGUGGGGGAGUGUCUGGUGACUGAUGACUUGAUCUGGGCAGGGAGGUUACCCUCAGCUUUUUGCUGGAUCUAAUUUCCAAGAGACCAGAAAAAUCAAGCCAGGCAGACAGCCACCAGUUAUGGUCUCAGUCUAGCUGCCCACAUCACACGUUUGGUAGGUGCAGCCAGUUCUAAUUCCUGGAAAAAGCUAUACAAGGGUUGUGCUGUUAAGACUUCUGAGUUGAAAGAGAGAGACACAGGAAGACUGGUAGCUGGUCUGACUUAUAACUAGAUGAGGAAUGUUAACAGAAUACCAAAUAUCAAAUUCUAGACAGAAUCAAACCUCAGAAGGCCUUCACCUUGGCACACUUUGGGCUCAGAGAAACUGAAGUGCUAGAAACCUCAGCCUUCCUCUUACAUGUUGUAUUCUACAAAGAUUUUCAUACUAUGAAGAACAAAGAAGAAUUUGUGGGGAAUAUUCCUCUCUUCUAUCAACUCUAGGUAACCCUGGGCUUCAGGUGUUUGACAUACAUGAAACAAUGUGUGUGCACAGAUCCCCACUAUCCAACAUCAUUUUCUUUCACAGUAGCCAUGCUGUUCAAACAGAUCUACUUACCUUAGAGAAGUCUGUUCAGGAGACUAUAGCCACAGCCAUGGGGUACUCUCUAAAUAACUCCUCCUGUGAAGGCAUGACUUAGACCAAACCAAGUAUUUGAUUCCUAUCUGGACGAACUUGAAGUAGUCUCUGUUGGACCAAGGCCAGAGCUUGUUACCUCUGGUUAGUAAGCAACAACUUCAGCUACUGGAAUAUUAUUAAAAAGCACUUUUCAACUUACAGUAAAAGGAGCAACAGUCUAUAAAUUUCAAAUAUUGAUUAAAAAAUCAUUUCUCUGGGUUUGGUUGUAAGAAGAAACCUAAGAAAUAAAAGUGGCUGACUGUCAGAUGUCAGAUAGACUGCUAAUACACAUUAUUAAGAAUGAGGAAAAAGUAAUUUUGGAAAUUAUGAGGGCUAUUAAGAAAACUGGUUAAUAAACAUGGGGCUAUAUUUUGCCAUUAAAAUGCCUUUAAAGGGUAAAAUACAGUCAAUAAGAGAAAGUACUUUCAUGGUCAAGUGACGAAAGCAGUCACCACGUUUUUAAUCCCAGUAUCAUUUUUAGCCUUUCAAAAAUCAAAAUACGCACUAUGAGCUAAGUAGUAGAGUGCUGCCUAACAUGUGUGAGGCCCUGGUUUGUACACCAGCACUGGGAGAGGAGAUGAUUAAAACAGGAAACAUGUACCUUAGAAGUUCAUCUUUCAGUAACAAGCCAAGUCUCCACAUUUUCUUUCAAAGCACCCACCUGUUCAGACAGAACUACUGACAUAGUCUGUUCUGAGACGACAGUGGACAAUCCUAUAGGUACAAGUCAGAGGCUGAAUGAAAGCAGACAGAGGGUCAAGAAAACAACUUACUGAAGCUCCAAACUUUGGCAUAGAUGAGGACACUGGAAAAACUGACCAACAAUGAGAGAAGCAAUGCCAAGGAACUGUGACAGGAGUCUAAGACUAGAAUAGCAGCAGGGACAGUUAGGUCAGGACUAAGACCCAGUGUCAUUUGAGGAACAUUUAAACAGCGCCCCAUUCUACCAUGGUUUAGGUAAAGCUAAUAAUCCAUCAUUGUCAAAGGCAUUAAAUCAUUUUUUUUAAAAAAAAGUUUCUGUCCUAGUUGAGAGCACAAUGAGACACCAUUUCCUGCCACUUCAGCACCUUGAAGACUAGCACUACUGUUCUUUAGUGCAGAACUACUUUCUAAAAGCACCAAGAAAGCAGAUGUGAGGCAGAAAAAGUGAGAGUCGAUGGCUGUGACCUGUCCAUGUCCUCUGGGAAAGCUCACUGCCUAGAGGUGUUUAUUUCAUCCUGGCUGCUCAUCAAGGUAAUGGAUGGUCUAGUGCUGCCUGCCAGGUGCCUCUGGCUCAGGCUGAGAUGAUCAUACCAAGAACAUGCUGUGUGCCAGAUGUCUUCUGCAAAAUGUCAGGUUUGACAUAAUGGGGAAGGCAAGAGGUUUGGGUGGGGAUGCACAAGGAGAUCAAGAAGGCAAGAAGCACUACCACAUAGCAACCUCAGCUGGAAUAGGCCACAAGCAGUGAGCAGUCUACUUGCAGGAAUUCAAUAAAAGUGACAGAUCCACUUCAGCCAUGCAUAGCAUCAUAGGCAUAAAGAUAAGAGGAAAGCUGCUCUCCCAUUUCUUUGUAGAAAAAGAAAAAUUUCAAAAUACCAGAAUGAUGUAAGUCAAAAAAUAGCCUUUAAUGUCUCCCUCUUACAACAUAUUACUGUUUAAAUUGGAGCUGGCACACGGCUCCCCGAGACUGGCUUACUAUGAGGAAUGAAGGUGGCAGCCCCUUGGCUGCUCUGCAGCUGGAGCAGCCCCAGGCACUGAGCUUAGUACAAAAUCUGGAAUCCAAAGAGCCACAUCUGCUACUGUAGUCCACCAGCUUCGGAGUUCUGAAAGCUGCAGUAUAGAUUUUGUGUAGGCUGAGUAUACCAAACACUGUUCUCUGUCCUGCUCGUUUCUCCUCAGUGUCCUCAAUAAUACUGUUCUCUGCUUUGUGAAGUAUUAAGGGAUGCCCUGAGUUUGCAGGGCUGUUAUUUCCCAUCACAGCAGGUUUGAAUCCUCUAUUCUGUUUUUCAUGUGCUUUAGACCUCUUACAAAGCAUGACCCACAAUGACAGGGCUUGCCCUAUCCAGAGGCCUCUGGAAGAAGUCUCUCUCAUUCUUCCCAGUUCACGGCACCUUUUCAUACCCACUACAGUAAGACAGUUCUGAAGAAUUGUACUUUGGAGUGAGGACAGGAGCCCAUCUUCUCUCUGUACCCUGCCAGUCUUUAUCAUAUUCACUUUUUCUCUUUCGUUAACAUGCAUAUUUGCACGUACACAGCUCUGGAAAGGCCUCAUGUCUGAAGACGAUGGAAACACUUCCUAAUUCAUGGAAUGAUUUCUUUCAUUGAUAUUCAAACUGCAGACUGGUCUCUGCCUUCCCAGAUGUCUUCCCGUUGCUUGGCUUCCAACCGUUUUCUCUCUGUAAAUAAAGGGCAGUGUUAAACAAGGUUA